Cyprinus carpio (common carp) is the source of this 1315-nucleotide messenger RNA. RefSeq names its product rab effector Noc2-like. Gene Ontology annotation, cellular component: membrane. The annotation marks the transcript as partial. The record is from RefSeq and is a predicted model, not a curated record. The transcript has 8 exons. NCBI's taxonomy places the organism in Eukaryota, Metazoa, Chordata, Actinopteri, Cypriniformes, Cyprinidae.
UACUUCCUCUUUUCACCUUGGAAACCUGCGCGCGUUUGCCCGGGAGGGAGCACGUGGCCAGCUCUCCAGCAUCUGCUGCGGUGGGAAGGUGUGACCUCAGAUUUUCCCCUCGCACUCAUUUUACAGAGUUGUUGGAGAUAAACUACUGCGUGGCUGUCCUCCAAAGAGGCCACCAAACCUCCAAGCACACGCGCUCACACAAUAAACACCUCUUCACACCAUUAUCCAUGAGAUUACGGUGUUUUCUGUGACACCUGCUACAUUUUUGGGCGUGCGCAGCUUGGACCCUGCCAGUGACUGGGGGUUUGUGUCUGACUGCUGAGAGGAAUUUGGAAAAUAAAUAACUCCUGCUGGUGGUUUCCAUUGGAAAAAUCACGUCUCAAGGACAGCUCCAUAGUGAAAUAUGACAGAAACAAUAUUUGGCAGUGAGAAUGAACACUGGGUCUGUCCCAGUGACAGACAACUAGCGCUUAGAGCAAAGUUAUGUACAGGCUGGUCCAUCCACACAUUUCGAUCUGAGAGACAGAGGAAAGCUCAGACACUUGAGAAAAGAGAGCUGGAUCUCAUCAUGAGUGUCAUCCACCGCGCUGAGCAGCUCGAGAUCCUUGAGCAACACCGGAUUGGGCGUCUAGUGGAGCGUCUGGAGAACAUGAGGAGAUCUGCUGUGGGAAACGGCCUGUCACAGUGUCUGCUGUGUGGAGAGGUGUUUGGUCUGCUGAGCUCUUCGUCCGUCCUCUGUUUGGACUGCUGCAUGAAGGUGUGCACUAAGUGUGGAAUCGAGACUGCAGGCAGUCAAAAAAGGGCUCAGUGGCUUUGCAAGAUCUGUAGUGAACAGAGAGAGGUAUGGAAACGUUCUGGAGCCUGGUUCUACAAAGCCUUGCCGAAGCAUAUUCGUCCCAUUAAGGAUUCAAUUCUAGAUAACAGGAUGCCAGUAACAGAAAGAGGAGAGCAGCUGCCAGUGACCAGGAGUGCGCCAAUCAGCUACACAUGGGCUCAAACCAAAGUUAACUUAAGUGAAAGCGAUGGCAGUGAUGCAGAGCUCAGUGAAUGCAGCAGUGACAGGAAGACCUUCAUGUCUGAGACGGAUCAAAGAAGAGAUUCCGAAUCGAGUGGAGGCCAAGUGCAAACACCCCUGCAGUCCAGCAUCACCAGUCCAACUCAAACCAGCUUUCACAUGGAAAGCCCUUCCAGCGUGGCCAGCGAGAAAAGCAGUAGCGGUUUCAAUCCGGGUCUGGAGGAAGAGGUCAUGGACCAUAGUCGACCUUUACUAAGUGAGUGCCCACUUACACACUUGGUUAGCUAUCUAAAUGGGGAC